Seminavis robusta is the source of this 1659-nucleotide messenger RNA. Lineage: Eukaryota; Bacillariophyta; Bacillariophyceae; Naviculales; Naviculaceae. The record is from the annotation of a GenBank genome assembly.
GGGGCUUGAAGACAGAGGCACGCAAAGCUCCAGUACGACUUUCUUUGCCUGAUGGCAUUUAGCCCAAUCAGCGUAGCGUCCCGCAGUACGGACUCUCUCCAGCAGCGGUCUCCUUAUCAGCCCCACAACUGUCGGCAGAGAGCUUUUGGAAGUGAGAGUGCCAAUUGACUUCGUCAUCCAGCCAGUCAACAAUCCAAUUUUUUCACCAUGAAGUUCUGUAGCGCACUUCUGACGAUCUUUUCAGUAUGCGUCGUGGCCGAUGCUUUCGUCCCACGCUCUCGCCCAGCCCUGAUGCGAGGAGGCGGCCUCAGCCCUUUCAUGUCUGCUACUGCCGAGGAAAAAGACACCAAGGACGAGAAGUCUGAUGGCAAGAAAGCAGGCAAGGAUGCCCCACCAACACACCUCGGAUGGAACACACACAAUCCAGUGAGCGAAGCACCUAGCUCACUCGUCCGAGAAAUGGAUGGUGGCCCAGAUGGAAACUACCCUAUGCGAUCCAAAUUCGAAAAGAUGUGCCGUGAUGCACAAAUCGCCAUCACAAAGGCAAUUGAAGAAAUUGACGGAGAAGGACAAUUUAAGGAGGAUUGCUGGACACGCGAGAACGGGGGAGGUGGUAUCUCUCGCGUUUUGGCUGGAGGAAAGGUCUUUGAAAAGGCCGGAGUCAAUCUUAGUGUAGUCUACGGGUCCAUGCCUCCAGAGGCUUUGCAGGCCGCCACUGAGAGAGGUGUCGACCGAGCCAAGGGAAUGGCUCCUGGCGAACGUGUCCCCUUCUUUGCUUGUGGGCUUAGCAGUGUCAUGCACCCCAAAAAUCCCUUCUGUCCCACCAUGCACUUCAAUUACCGAUACUUUGAAACUGAUGGAGGUGUCUGGUGGUUUGGCGGCGGUACCGAUAUCACUCCCUGCUACAUUAACGAAAAGGAUAUGAAACACUUCCAUGGAACCUAUAAGGAAAUCUGCGACAAGCAUGAUCCUAAAUACCACGAAGAAUUCAAGGCCUGGGCCGAUCGCUACUUCGUCAUCCAACACCGAAACGAAACUCGUGGUUUUGGUGGUAUCUUCUUCGACGAUCAAAAUGAUCGCGAGCCCGACACUAUCUUUGAAUUCAGCAAGGAAUGCUUGAACAAUGUCAUCAACGCCUACGGGCCCAUCAUUGAGGAGCACAAGGACGAUGAAUACACCCAGAAACAAAAGGAGUGGCAACUCAUGCGUCGUGGACGAUAUGUUGAAUUCAACUUGGUCUACGACCGUGGAACUGUUUUCGGACUCAAGACUGGAGGAAGAAUCGAGAGUAUCUUGAUGAGUCUGCCUGAAACAGCACGAUGGGAAUACAACGCUGUUCCGGAACCGGGCACACCCGAAGCAGAUUUCUUGGAUGCUUGCACGUUCCCAAGAACUUGGGUUUAAAUUUUAUUCAUAAACUUUAGGAAAUGAGAGAGCUGCAAACUUCGCAUUGUGUGUUUUGCUCGUUGGCGGUCUUGGUGAGUGGAGGCGAUGACAAGUCAGCAUGAAGAGGUUGAAAUCUGAUUGAAUUGAACAAGCAGGUUGGUGUGAAUCUUAGAGAAUGCUCGGUCUACAGCUGCUGAAUGAUUCAAUCCAUCUAUUUGGUCAUGUCAAUACACAGCUGAUAAUGCUAUUAAUAGUUUACGAGUCUCCACCUGC